UUUCAGCCAGCUUCAGGAACUUGUUGCCAUGAGGAAAACAGCCUGCCCUUUGCUGUGCGGCCGGGGAAGGAGCGCGGCGCUGUGAAGUGCUCCCGCGCAAGGUGCGAAGGGGCAGUGCUGGUACCUGGGCAGAGCACGGAGGAGCUCAGCCAGCAGAGGCAGACCAUGGGCGCAGGGGAGGAUGAGGAGCGCAGCCGGGGCUGCAGCCGCUCCCGGCUCCCGGCUGCAGCAGGUUGUGGAACAUUCACCUUUCUAUCUUCUGCCAUUGCUGCCAUAAGUGGACUUCUGAUGGGCUAUGAGCUGGGCCUUAUCUCCGGGGCUCUUCUUCAGAUGAGCAGCAUUUUAACACUCUCUUGCAAAGAGCAGGAAGUCAUUGUAAGUUCCCUGCUUUUUGGGGCCUUAUUUGCAUCCCUUACUGGUGGAUUUCUUAUAGACAGAUUUGGAAGGAGACUUGCUAUUAUUAUUGCAUCAUCUUUACUUGUGCUGGGGAGUCUGAUUUUGCUGCCCUAUGAAUCAUACGAGAUACUCAUUGUGGGCCGGAUUGCCAUAGGCAUUUCCAUAUCAUUAUCAUCAAUUGCAACGUGUGUGUACAUCGCUGAGAUCGCCCCACAGCACAGAAGAGGCCUCCUUGUAUCAUUAAAUGAACUCAUGAUUGUGAUAGGCAUUCUCUUUGCCUAUAUUUCAAAUUAUGCUUUUGCCAGCAUAUCUCAUGGCUGGAAGUACAUGUUUGGCCUGGUGAUUCCAUUAGGUGCUUUGCAGGCUAUUGCCAUGUAUUUCCUUCCUCCAAGCCCUCGGUUUCUUGUGAUGAAAAAUAACGAUGAAGCGGCGAGAAAAGUACUGGAGAGGCUACGGGAAACAUCAGAUGCUACUAAAGAGCUUACUGUGAUUAAGUCUUCCCUGAAAGAUGAACAUCAGUAUAGUUUCUUGGACCUGUUUCGUUCUAAAAACAACAUGAGGGCCCGAAUGCUGGUAGGGCUCACUCUAGUGUUUUUUGUGCAAACAACUGGGCAACCCAACAUUUUAUUUUAUGCAUCGACGGUUUUGAAGUCAGUUGGGUUCCAGAGCAAUGAAGCUGCCAGCUUGGCUUCCACUGGAGUUGGAGUGGUUAAGGUGGUCAGCACAGUCCCAGCCACAUUUUUUGUGGAUCAAGUUGGAAGUAAAACUUUUCUGUGUAUUGGCUCUUCUGUUAUGGCAAUAUCAUUGGUCACUAUGGGCUUAGUGAACCGUAACAUACAUGUGAAUUUAACCAAGGUCUGCAGAAGCCAGUCUCCAGAGGAUUUCUCUCUCCAGAGACCAGGAAACUUCACUGUCACCAAUGGGAGUCUCAAGGACCUCUUUGCUAGCAUGGCUUCAACGGAAAGAUUGUCAUUUGAUGUACAAAGCCCAGAUGUUGCCAGGACAGGAGAACUGAACAGGACUGCCCCGGCAGGAGGCAAAAGCACAACAGGGUCUCAUGUGGAGAGUGGGGAGGUUCCUGUUGUCCUGAAAUGGCUCUCACUGGCCAGCCUGCUUGUCUAUGUUGCUGCAUUUUCCAUAGGUCUUGGACCAACUGUUGCAUUUAAAUGCAGCUUUAAACCAGUGUUGGAGAAAGUCGGGAAGAAGGAAGAAGGAUCAGGCAAGAAAGAUCAAGGAGGUUGGAUGAAAGCUGAAGGGUUCACAAGAAAAGUGAAAUCCAUGGAGGUGAAGAAGGAAGUAAUCCAUCCUCAGUCCAUCAGUGUCUUUCUUAUACAAUCUUGAGUGGUUUGUGGUGGUCUCUAUGUGUUUUAUUGGAUUAAUCAAAGCAAGACCCAGAGCUGGAACACUGCCAUAAGGCCCAGAGAACUAUACUGGAGGCAGAUAUAGUUCCUUUGACUUUGGUCCUGUAAUUGUUAGAUUAACUGGCUACCUGAGUUAAAGCAUGAUUCACUAGCACAGUUAAAGGCUGAACCUUUUACGUGUCUUUCACCUCAGUCAGUAAAUGCACCUGUAACAAAACCCAGAACAGCUGGUUUGACACGACACUGCACAGCCCAGGGACUCGAUCACAGAGGUCAUCUCUUGCCACCCUGACAAUCCAGAUUGCAUGGGAUGCUUUUUCCCUGCUCCUUAAUGCUCUUGGGCUUAAUCUUGGCCACCAAAUGUUUGACCUGAAACCAGAAAAUCUUGUGGGAAUGAGAACUGUCCGUGUGGAAAUCCUGAACUUUCCAUGGACUUAGUUGGCUGUUCCCGUGUUUUGAAAUAUCAUAAGCUUAAUGGUUUUGCACUGUCUUGGAAAACAUCGGUAAAAAAUCAGAUACCUAGAAUUUGCCUCAAUAUCUCCUACAUUAAAGCAGUAUUUCAGGCUUCUAAAAGUAUGUUGUAUUAAUUUGUAGUGCACAGGAAUCUAAUGUUAACAGACAUUCAUUCUCAACAUUGCCUUGCAUGACAUUUGUUUACAAUGUUUUAUUUUUGAGUUUCUACAUUUUCCCAGCAGCUGUGGCCUGACCUUAUAAUUCACAGAAAUUAGAAGCUUCAAUUUUAUGAUUUUUUUGUGGUUUAUUUUGGAAAAUAGGAUAGUGACAGGGACUAAAUCAAGUAUUCAAAACUAAUCAAGUGCUUAAAUGCUAUGUUGGAAUUUAAUGAAGAUAAUAAACCUUGGGAAUAUGCAUGUUUCACUGAGAAACAGUACAGAAAGUCCUAUUUCAGAUAAUAAAAAAAGUUUAUCUUGGAUUCUUUGUUUUAUGACAAGAUUCCUAGCACUGUUUAUUUGUACUGAAUCAUCUUUUAAUGCAUGCAUCCAUGUGGUUUGAAUAUGACACUCCACGUGCUUAUCUAGUCCAUCAUUCCUGUGCUAUUCAAAUGCUUCACAUGGCCUCUAUUUCACACUGUGUCUGUACUACCAAGCUGCAGUACAAAGGCAAGGCAUACCAAAAUGAAAAAUAAAGCAAGGGUUGUAAAUUGCCCACUUGCCCCAUAUAAAGUUCAUCUGAAGCCUCUUGUAAACACAUCGAGCUAUCCCAGGAAUAGGUUUGCCUUUUCAAAGGCUGAUUGGUAGUGAAGUGCAAACCAAUUUGAGAUAUUUUUGGAUAGCUGGAUAUUAAUUAUAGGAUUUCAAAUUGCAGGAGAUGCUUUCUAAAAUAUCAGAUUAAUAGAUUUGUCUUAUCUUACUUGAUAAAACCUACAAAUUUGGGGGGCUUUUGUAAGUGUCAAAAAGGUCAUAAGAAGGGAAAAUUGCUUGUGUGAGAACAAGACAUGGGAAUGUCAGUGGGAGCUUCUUAAUUGCUUUAUUAUGUUAUUGUAUUUCAACCCCAACACUGAAUUUAAACUGUAUAUUGAAAUGCACCUGAAAUGAGAAACAUGAUUUUCACUGACAUUUAUGUUCCUGUUUGUAACUCUAACAUGUUAAUGAGGGAAAGUGUUGGUGAAUCAGGCCAAAGGCUUUGCCUUCUGAGAGACAGAGCCCUGGCUACUGUGAAAAGAGGGAGAGACCACAGCAUGCCCCAGCCACUCUUCCUGUGUCUCUGCAAUGACAGUGGUUCAAUCUGCUGUUGAAAAGGUAGGUGACUUCCUGUGGUUUGGCAUAUUAUGCUCCACUUAAAGAGGGAUUUGAGUCAGUAUCCUGAGCUUGGUGCUCUGCAUAGUGUUAAUAUCUCUUUACUAAUAGUUCUGUGUUAGUAAACCCAUUGACACAAAGGUGUUGCUUAAGAGAAAUGGAGCCUGUGCUUAAAAUUAUGCACAGUUUUAAAGUUUAGCUCAUAUUGGUUUUCUUAACCAUGUUCUAGGAAAUAAGGCCAUUGUGAUACUGAAAUCUGUAAAAUGUUUGCAGGUUGUCUGUCAAGCUUCGUAAAAUCCAGUUUCCUUUGUGAAAGAGGGCUGGGGAAGAAUUUUUUAGAGGCAAGCUGAUCUUGGGCUAGCUUUGUGCAGAAACUAAAACUGUCAGUAGGACUUCAAGUGCAAAGUCAGUAUUUUAUGAACUUGUAAAGUUCAUGAAACUAAAACAGGUAUUAUAAAAUAUGAGAAAAUAGUUAUGCUGAAAAGGUAAAAAUGUGUAAUCAAUCACAUAACUUGAUGGCUCUGCUGAGGAAGGUGAGACUGUCAGCCAAACCACAGAGAGCACAGUAAGUCAGUGCAUGAAGUCAGGAGACUGUUUCUCCCAUGGCAUCCAAGUUCUUGUGCCACACUGAGCUCUGGGAGGAAAGCCAGGAAUAUUUUCUCAAAAGGAAAGGGCAUGCAGGAGGGCACCCAGCUUCUGCUGCCUUGGAAAAUCGACCCUAAGUACAGAAAACUCUUAUGGAAGAUAAGUAAAAGACAGUUUGUGGUGGUUAAACCCAGAGCCUUCACACCUUCCUCCAGCAGCCACCAAGCAAAACGUGGGCAGCCAUUUCCAGCAAGGAACUUAAAAAAAAACUGUAUCACUACAGGCUUCUCACUAAAUAAGUCACUAUUGUAAAAUGUUGUUUAUCCUUUCUACUAGGAGUUUUGUGAGGCAUGUGCACAAAUAAAAUCUCUGUUUUUCAAGAGCAAAGGCCUAAAUUGCCCCCAGCUGCUGUGUCACAACAGGUAUUUUCCGCUGUGCAACCCCUCAAGGACCACCAGUAGCCCUUGGGUACUGGAAAAACAGGUUCACUUAUCCCACCCAACUGAGUAAUUUCUCCUCUGCCUACUUUGUAGAAGAGAAAUAUGUGAUAAGCUG
This is a messenger RNA of Passer domesticus (house sparrow), 4651 nucleotides long. RefSeq names its product solute carrier family 2 member 12 (gene SLC2A12). Gene Ontology annotation, cellular component: membrane. Gene Ontology annotation, biological process: D-glucose transmembrane transport; circulatory system development. Gene Ontology annotation, molecular function: symporter activity. Bases 166 to 1737 code for a protein of 523 amino acids. The transcript is spliced from 3 exons. Lineage: Eukaryota; Metazoa; Chordata; Aves; Passeriformes; Passeridae. The record is from RefSeq and is a predicted model, not a curated record.